UAAAGAAGACGCAUAACUUCCGACGUGAUGACGUAGAGUGACGUGGAUCGAUUAGAAACAUAGGGCGCCCUGCAUCAGGCGGUGAGUUUAAAGAGUCCUGGUGAGAAACAGGGAGAAAAGAGAAGAAAACGCCGGGAAUUCGUGGACGAUAGUAAAGGACAGAUGAACACAGACAGCAUGCCUCUGCAGGACCUGCCCUGCCUCAGUCUCCAGGGCUCCAUGUUGACUCAGUCCAACAAACGCAAGUCCAGAAACUUUCUGAGCGAGGGUCUGGACACAGAGUGCACCCCCACAGAAUUGAUCCAGCAGUGUUCCCCCCGACACAAGCUGCAGAGACUCAACACUAAGGACAAGGAGAACGACUACGGACACUUUGUUCUGGCCAGGAGACCUCGGAGGAAGAAGGAGUCCAGUACAGGUAUUUCAUGGGACCAACUGCCGGAUGAGCUACUUCUUAAAAUCUUCUUCUACCUCCCCCUGCAGGACCUUCUUGGGAUAUCCAGAGUUUGCAAACGCUGGCACCGUUUAAUGUUCGACGAGUCUCUGUGGCACAGCGUGGAUCUGGAGGGUAUGACCCAGGCAGACGCGGCUCUGAGGCACGUCCUGAAAACCAAGGUGACGAGGCUGCGCUGUCCACGGUCGUACGUAGAGGAGCUGCGACUCGCAGGCACCGAGCCGCUUCAGAUGGCUGAGCUGGACCUGUCCAGUUCCAUCAUCCCCACCUCUGUCCUGGAGAGCAUCAUCUGUGGCUGCAGACAGCUCAGGUGUCUGAGUCUGGAGGGACUGCAGCUGUCUGACCUCAUCAUCAAGUCUGUGGCUCAGAACACACACCUGUUGCAGCUGAACCUGAGCGGCUGCUCCGGCUUCUCUGACGCGGCUCUCACUGACAUGCUGCAGUCUUGCUCCAGUCUGGAGCAGCUGAACCUGUCCUGGUGUGAC
Molecule: messenger RNA, 939 nt
Organism: Cynoglossus semilaevis (tongue sole)
Lineage: Eukaryota; Metazoa; Chordata; Actinopteri; Pleuronectiformes; Cynoglossidae
Product: S-phase kinase-associated protein 2-like
Exons: 7
Biological process (GO): positive regulation of protein ubiquitination
Molecular function (GO): protein binding
Source: RefSeq, a predicted model, not a curated record